Molecule: messenger RNA, 3532 nt
Organism: Jatropha curcas
Lineage: Eukaryota; Viridiplantae; Streptophyta; Magnoliopsida; Malpighiales; Euphorbiaceae
Product: sugar transporter ERD6-like 5
Biological process (GO): transmembrane transport; carbohydrate transport
Cellular component (GO): membrane
Molecular function (GO): sugar transmembrane transporter activity
Source: RefSeq, a predicted model, not a curated record
CUGUCGCAAAACAGAACUACAAAUUGUUUCAAGAACAACUCCGGCCUCCAGAUCAAGGAACGAGAUGGUGAUAAGCAAGACACGCCAAUUAUUCAACCGCAUGAAAUAUAUUAGGAAUAAUUUUAAAUAUAUUUCAACUCAAUAAUGAAAUGGAUGGUGAAUCAAUUAAGAAUUAGAAAGUUAAAAGGUAAUUUCCACCCAGCGAAAGUCGUCUCUUUAUCCAACCACCAUCGUCCACUUCCCUUCCCUGUCCGAGUUCCAGUUUUACUGACUUUUCAGAAAGGUAACCAUGCAAGAAAGAGAAGACUCGCUUCUACUUCAAAGAACUGCUCUUCGUGAAGUGAAGACCAAUAUCAAAGGCAUUCACGAUCCCCUUUCAAAGAAGGAUUGUUUGGCCACUGCUGCUGUGGUUCUAAGCACCAUGGUUGCCAUUUGUGGUUCUUUUGCUACCGGCUGUGCUACGGGUUAUUCGUCACCUGCGCAGUCUGGAAUCAUGGAAGAUCUGGGCAUGUCUGCGGCUGAUUACUCCAUUUUUGGUUCUGUCGUUACAAUUGGAGGAGUGAUUGGUGCAUUAGUAAAUGGAACUAUGGCAGAUCUCAUUGGUAGAAGACAUACAAUGUGGGUCUCUGAAAUUUUCUUCAUCAUCGGCUGGCUUGCAAUAGCAUCUGCACAGGACGCUUGGUUGCUGGAUGUUGGAAGGCUUUUAAUGGGAAUUGGAAUUGGGAUUACUCUUUAUGUGGUACCAGUGUACAUCGCAGAAAUAACACCUAAAGAUCUUCGUGGGCGAUUUACAGCUGCUAACCAGUUCAUGACAAGUUGUGGACUUUCUCUAAUGUAUUUUAUUGGGACUGUUGUUUCCUGGCGUACCUUAGCUCUAAUUGGGGUUCUUCCAUGUGUAUUGCAAGCUAUAGGAAUUUUCUUCAUUCCAGAGUCUCCUAGAUGGUUGGCAAAAGUUGGUCGAGAAAAAUGCUUAGAAGUGACCCUGCAAAGCCUCAGGGGAAAGAAUACUGAUAUUUCUCAAGAAGCAGCUAAUAUUAGUGACUAUACUAAGACCUUUGAAGGGCUUUCAGAAUCUAAGAUUUUAGAUUUAUUCCAAUUGAGAUAUGCUCAUUCUCUUAUUGUUGGCAUUGGAAUACUACUAUUUCAACAAUUUGGAGGGAUCAAUGCAAUUGCAUAUUAUGGCAGCUCCAUUUUCAAAAAAGCGGAUUUUUCCAUUAAUGUUGGGCUAAUAUCAAUGGCUAUCAUCCAGAUUCCAGCUACAGCUGCAUCGGUACUAUUAAUAGAUAAAUCUGGAAGGAAGCCACUUCUCAUGGUUUCUGCCUCUGGCAUGGGCAUAAGUUGCUUUCUUAUAGGAAUGGCAUUUUGCUUGCAGGACCUCCACAAAGCGAAAGAAAUCACUCCCUUGUUGGUUUAUAUUGGCAUAUUGGGAUAUAGCGUAGCAGUAUCAAUAGGCAUGGCUGGAUUACCAUGGGUUAUUAUUUCUGAGAUAUUCCCUAUAAACAUCAAGGGUACAGCUGGAAGCUUGGCUACAUUAAUCAAAUGGAUAUGCUCCUGGAUUGUUACAUAUACUUUCAAUUUUAUGAUGGAAUGGAGCUCAGCAGGAACUUUUUUCAUACUCUUUGCACUCUGCGGAUCUGCUGUUCUGUUCAUUGCGAAGGUGGUGCCGGAAACCAAGGGACGAAUGCUAGAAGAAUUACAAGCAUCGAUUAUUCACACAAGUGCUUGAGAGAUUAAUGUGAAACUCCAAAUUGAACAGGCGAGAGCUGGAAGCUCUCUCUCUAACACUUUUUGUCUUGAACUUUUACAACAACUUCAUAGUGUUUCUUUCUUCAGUUUCGUGGUAACUAAUUCUAAUCAAGAUAUGGGUAAGGAAAGUAUAGAAGAAGGAGAUACAUCGAGUCAUCUGCUUCUCAAAGAUAGACAUCAGAUACGUGGAGGAGAUCAUGGUGGUGUUGCAGGUGGGCAGAGUGGAGGUUCUUCAGUAAUAGCUACUGUGGUGGUGACUACUCUUAUCGCUGUUUCUGGUUCAUAUGUUUUUGGGUCAGCUAUAGGAUAUUCAUCACCCACUCAGUCUGGAAUAAUGGACGACCUUGGUCUCUCUGUUGCGGAGUACUCACUUUUCGGUUCUAUAUUGACAAUUGGAGCAAUGGUAGGUGCAAUAAUGAGUGGGAGAAUAGCAGAUUACAUUGGUCGAAGGGGUAUAAUGGGAUUUUCCGAAAUAUUCUGUAUCAUAGGAUGGCUUGCAAUAGCAUUCUCAAAGGCUUCUUGGUGGCUCGAUGUUGGAAGAAUGUUGGUAGGAUAUGGGAUGGGGCUUCUUUCUUAUGUGGUACCUGUAUUUAUAGCUGAAAUUACACCCAAGAAUCUACGAGGAGGAUUCACAACAGUUCAUCAGUUGAUGAUAUGUUGUGGUGUUUCAGUAACAUAUCUUAUUGGAGCUUUUGUGUCCUGGCGGAUUUUGGCGCUGGUUGGAACUAUUCCAUGUCUUGUUCAACUUCUUGGGCUAUUCUUCAUCCCAGAAUCUCCUAGAUGGUUGGCAAAAAAUGGACGAUGGAAAGAGUGCGAACUUGCUCUGCAGCAUCUUAGGGGGGAGAAUGCUGAUAUUUCUGAUGAAGCAGCUGAGAUUAGAGAUUACACGGAGACUCUUCAACGACAUUCUGAGGGUGGCAUAUUUGAAUUGUUCCAGUGGAAAUAUGCUCAUUCACUCAUUGUUGGAGUUGGCCUGAUGGUGCUGCAACAAUUUGGAGGGGUCAAUGGCAUUGCAUUUUAUGCAAGUUCUAUAUUUGUAGCAGCUGGUUUUUCUGGUAGUGUUGGGACUAUUGCUAUGGUGGUUGUCCAGAUUCCAAUGACAGCACUGGGAGUAAUCUUGAUGGAUAUAUCUGGGAGAAGACCACUUCUAAUGAUCUCUGCUGCUGGAACAUGCUUGGGUUGCUUUCUUGCAGCAUUGUCAUUUUUGUUGCAGGACCUUCAUAAAUGGACGGCAUUCUCCCCAUUUUUGGCACUUGUUGGUGUACUGAUAUACACUGGAUCAUUCUCAUUAGGUAUGGGAGGAAUCCCUUGGGUUAUAAUGUCUGAGGUUUUCCCUAUAAACAUGAAGGGCCCAGCUGGAAGUCUUGUGACACUUGUUAGUUGGUUAGGUUCUUGGAUUAUCUCCUAUGCUUUCAACUUUCUAAUGGAUUGGAGUUCAACAGGAACAUUCUUCAUAUUCUCAAGUAUAUGUGGCCUAACGGUUCUGUUUGUCGCAAAGCUGGUGCCGGAGACUAAGGGACGCACAUUGGAAGAAAUACAAGCGUCCUUGAAUCCGUUUGCAGCAAAGGCUUGAGUUUAGUAUUUCAGGCAAAUUUAGGACAAGAAACAUAUUUGGUGCUGUGUAAGCUGGACCAACUCAACUAGUUGCACCACUUAAUUUGCAGCCUGUGUUAUAAACUUAUAAUGACAGAAUACUAAAAUAAACAUUCAAUUUGCCGACGGGAUUGGUCUGAGUGGAAAUGAUUCAGCUUUUUAAAUAAAAGGUCAAGAGUCCGAUUAUUGUAAA